Messenger RNA from Frankliniella occidentalis (western flower thrips), 3983 nucleotides. It is a transcript of the gene nes, whose product is annotated as lysophospholipid acyltransferase 5. Gene Ontology annotation, molecular function: 1-acylglycerophosphocholine O-acyltransferase activity; lysophospholipid acyltransferase activity. The transcript is spliced from 10 exons. Bases 118 to 1539 code for a protein of 473 amino acids. NCBI's taxonomy places the organism in Eukaryota, Metazoa, Arthropoda, Insecta, Thysanoptera, Thripidae. Gene Ontology annotation, cellular component: membrane. The record is from RefSeq and is a predicted model, not a curated record. Gene Ontology annotation, biological process: lipid modification; phosphatidylcholine biosynthetic process.
GGUCCCCCGUCUCGGACGUCGCGCCACCCGGAGUGGCUGGACUGUGAACUGUCAAGACCGAGAUUGAAUUAGGAAAUUGCGCUUCAUUAUUGUUCACUGUUCACUAAGUUGGUCAAGAUGAGUGCCCCUGGCUCUUCAGGUGCUUCCCUUUUAAGUCAUCUGGGAGACACUUUGGGAACCUCAGAGCAUGCAUUACGACUACUUCUCUCUAUCCUCUUGGGCUAUCCCAUAGUUCUGAUUCACCGGCAUUUCUUAUAUGGAAGGUCUCCUGUGCUGCAGCAUCUCCUGUUUAUUUGCACAGGGUUUUUAAUUUCAUCAUUUUGCUAUGGCUGGGACACCUUCCACUUAAUUGGCACAGUAGUUGGUGUAUAUGGCAUCUUAUUAUUAUUUGGAGGGUCAUUCCUUGGAGCAAUUGCAACCCUGGUGUUUACUAUGACUUAUUUAUUGUACGGGUAUUUUGCCACAAGCACCGAUGUUUAUGAUAUAAAGUGGACUAUGCCACACUGUGUGCUCACAUUAAGAUUGACUGGAGUAGCUAUAGAUUUGUAUGAUGGAGCCCAAAAGCAGGAAACUUUAUCUGCAGAAAACAAGAAGUCAGCCCUCCAGGAAAAACCAUCAAUACUAGAAUUACUUGCCCAUUCUUUUUUCCCCUCGGCAUUCCUUGUUGGUCCACAAUUCCACAUGAAGAGAUAUCAAAAUUUUGUGUCUGGAAAGCUUAUCCCAAAUACAAACAGCAGUAAGCUGCCUAAUUGUGUUAGACCAGCCCUCAUCCGCUUUGGUACUGGCACUUUAUACCUGUGCAUUUACCAGGUGCUAACAAUAUGGGUUCCAGAUAUGUACCCAGAUACUGAAACUUUCCAACAAAAUGGUUUCCUUAUGAAACAUGUGAUGCUUGGUCUGUGGGCUCGUACAGCACUUUACAAAUACAUUUCAUGCUGGUUAAUUACAGAAGGAGUAUGCAUAAUGUCAGGAAUCACAUAUAGUGGUAAAGAUGAAAAUAAUAUUGAAAAAUGGGAUGGGUGCGCCAAUGUUCAGCUUUCAGUUUUUGAAGGUUGCACAAAAUUCAACCAUUACAUCAUGGCUUUUAAUACCAAUACAAAUCACUGGAUAGCCCAGUAUGUCUACAAACGUUUAAAGUUCUUGAACAGCAAAUUAGCCUCCCAAGGUGGUGCUUUGGCCUUCCUUGCUGUUUGGCAUGGCUUCCAUUCUGGGUACUAUGUCUGCUUCUUUAAUGAGUUUGUUGUGAUGCUUAUGGAGAAGGAGGUGGAAAGUAUUUUGGCUAGAAAUGAGAAAGCAACGAUGUUUUUAUCAAGUCCUUUUGUUUCACCCAUCGUGUGGGUUAUCUUAAAAUUAUACACAUUUAUUUUCAUGGGAUACUGCUUAGUGCCCUUUGUUCUUCUUUCAUUUAAUCGGUACUGGGCUGUUUACAAAAGUGUCUAUUUCUCCGGAUACCUUCUAUUUUUAGGGUGGCAUCUGUAUGCACCCUUGGUCAGAAAGGCUUUGAAGCCAUCAAGAGCACGAAAUGCUCACCAGGACUAAUUGUUGACAUUUUUAAAGAGGUCAAGUUUUAUUGGUUGUUAGAAUUUUGUGUGAUUUAGCUUUGCCAAAUUUUAUUGUGAUUGUUGUUCUUGUUGAUAAGUAUUGUGUAGUGCAAGGGUUCAUUUGAGAACUUUGAACUCUAAGGUAAUACAACAUCCUUGAUUGAGCCUCUCUUGCUGGGCAAUGGAACUUGUGAAAGCUUAAACGUUGAAAUUAACUGUUAGGAUCCCUUAUUAUAUUCUGUACUGUUCCAGUGCAAUAUUUCUGGUGUAUUCUCCUUAUUUAGACCUGUCAAAAAGUAUUGGAAACAGGCAAAAUGUAGAGUAGUAUAUUUGAUCAGCAAGAGUGGUUGUGGUGGAUAGCCUAAUUAACUUCUUCUUGCGAAGCAAAACUCCUUUUUUCCUAUUGUUACUCUAGAGAUUGUUCUAUGUGGUUAGCAAACAUUGCUUUUUGGAAGAUGACUUUUUGUUUUUUUGUCAUUGAGCAAAUGUCCACAUACUGUUGCUGAUUGCUGCUGUAUUCUUAAAAAGAGAGUAACUCACCAGCUGUCUAGCAAAGUUCCCCUCCCCCCCUCAACAAAAAAAGAAAACAGUGAACUGCUCUACAGUACUGAUCCUAUAUCUAUAUCCCUCCCUCAACAAUUAUGUUGGGUAUUUUUUAUUUACCCAAAUAGGUUGUGACUUUUAUUAACUCUCUGUAUUCUGGUGAGUUUUAAACAUUAAUGUGGAUGGUAAUUGCAGUUGUGACUAUUAUAACUGAAGAAUAUUAUAGCUCUUAAUUUCAACAACAUAUUGACUGAAGUUUACAAGGUUAAUCAUGCAUUAUCUUGCCUACUAGCCUCAUCUUAAGAUUUGGACUGCCCUUUGCCCUUGCAUCAGACAGUGUGGAAAGCAUUGAUGAACUGAUCUUAUUUUCAUAUUAGUUAUUUAUUGUAUACUCGCCGCUCCUUAUAAGCAAUAUACACAAGAGAUUUAAUGAGGAAUGUAAUGAAAGACCAAGGUUUUGUAGUAGAUUACUCUAGCAACCCACCUUUGAUCUAUCUAAUCUAUUUUUAUAUGAGCAGGAAGUGACCAAGAUUUAAUUUGUAACAAUUUGCUUUACUUAAUGAUGAUUGUGGCAAUUUAGUACCCUGUACUUCAACUUUGACGGUACUAUGUGGAAAGGUAUUAUUUUUAUUAAUUUUUUUUUUAGGUUUAUUACCUAAAAAUUACCUUUGUUUUAGUAGAUUUUCAUUGAGGUGCAUUAAUGUGCUGUUAAAUCUAUAACAUGUUUCCAGGGAAUUUUUAAAUUUUUUCUCUCAUUAUUUUUAACCAACACGAUGGUUAAAUUGCCAAAUUAAGGAUACAGAAUUGCUUCAGCUACUUAAGAUCAACAGCAAUUUUUUAUAUUGAUCACAGUGGCCAAAAAUAUGCUUUACUGAUUAAUUUGUCUUUAUUGGGAAUGUGGGGAUUAUAUAGUAGUAGGUACUUUGUACUUGGUAGGGGUACUUUAGGUAUUCGACGCAUCCAUGCAAGAAAGGCGGAUCAGCAAGCAAUUGCUUAAGAAAGAUAGAAGAUGGAUUUGAACACGGUUCCUCAAGAAAGACACAUUCUUUAUGCCAAUCUGUUCAUCUUUAUCUUUGGAGGCGUCUCACUUCUCAUAGAGACGUUGUAUCAUAUUGGGUGUUGUCUCUUUUUAAUCACAAGAUUGGCAAUCAGAAUGGUUUUCCACUCAAAACGGUACAGCAUUUCCAUGAUUUGUGAGGGAGGGACCACCAAAUCCGAGUAUGUUGAUAUCAGUGGAAAGCACACCCGUCUUUCUUCAGCACUCAUGUUCUGAUCCUACCUCCUUGGGCGACUACAUUUUGAUCCCUGUCUUUGUUGCACGGAUGCAUCGUAGUGAACACUGUACUUACCAUGUCCAACUACAGUUUUAUUCCCCAAGCAAGACUUGCAGAAACAUAUUUAAAAGGCACACCUGAUAUAAGCUGUGUAUUAGGAUCCAUUCCUUAAUUUCUCUGAAGUAUUGAUCAAAGUUUCACUUUAUUUUCUUGGGUUUUUAUCUUUGAACAUUCCCUCUUAAACUGUUAUAAACUGUAAGUGCUCAGAUGAGAUUUCAUUUUCUAUAAAUUGUCUGAUUUUAACAGUAUUUAAGCCAUUAUGAAAGACUGACAGGAUUUUAUUUAGAAGUCUUAAAUUCACUGCUGUUUCUGACUUGUAUACUCAUGCUUUCUAAUGUUUCAAGCAAUCUGCUUCAGGAGGGCGUUAGUCUUAGGAUUUAAUCAUUAUAGGCCUGCGAUAGGUUUAGCUGUCAUAAUUAUUAAAAGUUUAAAGCUAUGCACAAAACCCCUUUAAAACUGUCUUAACUGCCUAAUAGGAAUGCUGCCCAUUGUGCCCUUGGAUGAAAUGUCUUAUAAUUUGUUUAAUUUAAAAAAAUAAAAUAAAUAGAUUUUGGAUAUAGCAUAA